UUCAACAAAUUCAAAGAUGAAGAAGGAAAUUUUAGUGAAAGACUACUUAUAGGAAAUGUUGAAGGGAUGUUAAGCUUGUAUGAAGCCACACAUCUUAUGGUUCAUGGAGAGGACAUUUUGGAAGAAGCCUUGUCCUUCACUACCACUCAUCUUGAGUCCGUUGCCAAACUGAGUCAUUCUCUUGCAAUACAAGUCAAACGUAGCUUAAGGCAAACUGUUCACAAGAAUAUGCCAAGGCUGGAGGCACGGAGUUAUAGUUCCAUAUAUGAGCAAGAUCCUUCACACAAUGAAAAUUUGCUCAUCUUGGCAAAAUUAGAUUUUAAUAUGCUCCAACGACUACACCAAAUUGAAUUUGGCAACGUUUCCAAAUGGUGGAAAGACUUGGACGUGUGUAAUAAACUACCGUUUGUACGAGAUAGGAUUGUUGAAUGUUGUGUUUGGGGUUUGGCGGUAUAUUUUGAACCUCAAUAUUCUAGUGGAAGAGUUCUUAUGGCAAAAUUAAUCAUGAUAAUGACAGCAAUUGAUGAUGCAUAUGAUGCAUAUGGAACAAUCGAUGAAUUAGAACUUUUUACUGAGGCAAUUGAAAGGUGGGACAUGAGUUGUUUAGAUAAACUUCCAGAUUAUAUGCAGAUUCUUUAUAAGAUAUUCUUUGAUUUUUACGAAGGAAUUGAGCAACAAAUGAAAAAUGAUGGAAGAUUAUAUGUCGUGAAAUACUACAAGAAAGAAUUCAAAAAAUUCAUUCAAGGUUAUAUAACUGAAGCCAGAUGGUUAAACAAAAAAUACCAACCAACUUUGGAAGAAUACUUUCGAUUAGCAAUCGAGUCUGGUGGCUAUGUACUGAUGACAACGACUUGUUACAUUGGUAUGGGAGACAUAGCAACAGAGGACAUCUUCAAAUGGAUUUCAAAUGAGCCAAAAAUUGAUAAUGCGGCUAUGGUCUUGGCAAGAAUAAUGGAUGACAUUGCUUCGAACGAGUUUGAACAUGAAAGAGAUCACAUUCCCUCGUUUUUGGAAUGCUAUAUGAAGCAAUACAAUGUCUCUAGGGAAACUGCCCUUCAAGAAGGUCAAAGGAGAAUUUAUGAUGCUUGGAAAGAUAUUAAUAACGAAUGUGUUAGGCCAACUCAAGUUCCAAUGCCUAUUCUGACGCGUAUUAUAAAUCUCUCACGUUUUAUGGAUGUGGUUUAUAAAGAUAAAGACAACUUCACGGAUCCUAAAGGAGAAAUGAAAUCAUUCAUUAAAGCUAUGCUCGUAGAACCAGUACCAAUUUGAACAUCAUUGAGUUUACCGUUUCAAAUCGUUAUAUUUCUAUUUAAAUAAAGAAAACAUGACAUGUAUGGUCUUUUUUUUUUCUUUUGAAAAUUUGUGUUCAAUGUAUAAGCGUGUUAUUUAUUUAUUUG
Trifolium pratense (red clover) is the source of this 1397-nucleotide messenger RNA. Its product is annotated as probable terpene synthase 2. The record is from RefSeq and is a predicted model, not a curated record. The transcript is spliced from 5 exons. NCBI's taxonomy places the organism in Eukaryota, Viridiplantae, Streptophyta, Magnoliopsida, Fabales, Fabaceae. Gene Ontology annotation, molecular function: terpene synthase activity; magnesium ion binding. Gene Ontology annotation, biological process: diterpenoid biosynthetic process. The annotation marks the transcript as partial.